AUGAGUGCGUGCAAUCAAAACAAACCGGAACUUCUGUUUACGUGGAUUUUACGGCUUUAUUUAUCCUGUGUGAGGCUACAAGUCAAAGAACUGGUCCAAAAUGUCUAAGAUUGAAAAGAUGAAUAUCCUGGGAGUAAGGAGUUUUGGAGUUGAGGAUAAAGACGAACAAGUGAUCACCUUCUUCAGGCCUCUGACGGUCCUUGUGGGACCUAAUGGAGCUGGCAAAACGACCAUAAUUGAGUGUCUCAAGUACAUAACUUCAGGAGUCUUUCCACCAGGAAGCAAAGAAAACACAUUUGUCCAUGAUCCAAAAGAUGUUCAUGAGACAGAUGUAAAAGCAAAGAUCAGACUCCAUUUUAGAGACGUGAAUGGCGAUCCUGUGGCAAUCGAGAGGUUUAUGCAAAGCAUACAGAAGGGCAAGAAAGCUGAGUUUAAAUCUCAUGGUGGUGUCAUUGAGCGUGGACGGAAAGUGAGCCCGAUCCUUAAUUGUGCUGAAAUAGACCGUGAGAUGAUCUCAGCAUUGGGCGUCUCCAAGGCUGUUAUCAACCAUGUCAUCUUCUGCCACCAAGAAGAGUCCAACUGGCCUCUCAGUGAAGGAAAGGCCCUCAAGCAGAAGUUUGAUGAGAUUUUCUCAGCUACAAGGUACAUAAAGGUGUUGGACAAACUGCGGGAGCUGAGGAAGAAGCAAACCAUCAUUGUCAAAACCUGCCAGACGGAGCUCAAGUACCUGAAACAGAACAAAUAAAAAGCGCAAGAGUUUAGAGAGCUGCUGUCCACU
Messenger RNA from Carassius auratus (goldfish), 778 nucleotides. Its product is annotated as DNA repair protein RAD50-like. The record is from RefSeq and is a predicted model, not a curated record. Gene Ontology annotation, biological process: double-strand break repair; chromosome organization involved in meiotic cell cycle; telomere maintenance via recombination. Lineage: Eukaryota; Metazoa; Chordata; Actinopteri; Cypriniformes; Cyprinidae. Gene Ontology annotation, molecular function: G-quadruplex DNA binding; single-stranded telomeric DNA binding; double-stranded telomeric DNA binding. The transcript is spliced from 6 exons. The coding region runs from base 101 to 745 and encodes 214 amino acids. Gene Ontology annotation, cellular component: Mre11 complex; condensed nuclear chromosome.